AUGCAUCAACAGCCUUGCACAAACAAGGACACAAUUAGAAAGGUAUCACGCAGUGUGCCAACAGAGGACGAGUCUUCUGUCCGGGGAACAACGUUUCUCGAGGACAGCUUCGAUGGAGCUGCGGAGUCCACGGAACGAGCCCCUGCGACCAGAAGCUCCCCGGAGACUACUGCGGGCGGCCACUCAACCGCUGUUAGUAGAACUAAUAAUUCGCACCCGGACUGCGCAGGAUCCGGAACCGUCACUGAAGUCCGCGUUGCGGACGCCUGUAAGAUCGUGCCUGACGGCCGAACCGUCGGGCGCCAAGCACCUCUCAGCGGCAACGAGGCGACCGGCGGUGCCUUGUCGGCGCUGCUUCCGGUAACAUCGUCGAGUAAACUGGACGACGUCGACGUAGCUGCUGCGUCCCCACCCGCGGCGAAGGACGAAGCGGAGCCGGUGCCCCCGGGGUCGCCUGUGUCAGAACGUCAGGUUGCAGGUCAACAGUUGCGCGAGAUCGGCGCGCAAAGUACUUACGUGAUGCAUCCCGGUACGCCCCUAGUACCGUCUCCAGACACCAUAGGCGACUGGAGUGCCGCGCUCCACGCUUUGUACAUGCCGGUCUCCACGGACGAGAGCUACGAGAAGACGUCGGUGGGCGGCCUGUGUUUUCUGUUGAUCGUGCUGCCCGCCGUGGCCAUCACCGUCAUCUACAUCCUCGCCUAUGUCAAAGGCCGCAGCCCACCGGCCCUUCCCAAGUUUGAAGUGUCUCCACUCACAGAACUCGCAGAGGCUUGUCCUGGCUCAUACGCUGCCUGGCCCGUCAGCGGCUGCCACGAGGUGAUGUCGUCUGUUCUGGAAGCCUCCAAUCCUCACGUGAAACCCUGCAGUGAUUUCUACGAGCAUGUGUGCGGUUGGUGGUCUCGAUGGAAGGAUAACCGUUCCUCGCAGGCACGGACCCAUUUAGUCUUCACGUGUUUACAAAUGUCACUGCUGUGAUUUCAAAUUUUGUUCCACUUGAGUUGCUUUGUUCCGGUAUCAGGAUAAAACGAACAAGUCAG
This is a messenger RNA of Dermacentor andersoni, 1040 nucleotides long. RefSeq lists its product as uncharacterized. Gene Ontology annotation, molecular function: metalloendopeptidase activity. The record is from RefSeq and is a predicted model, not a curated record. Gene Ontology annotation, biological process: proteolysis. Lineage: Eukaryota; Metazoa; Arthropoda; Arachnida; Ixodida; Ixodidae.